Chelonoidis abingdonii (Abingdon island giant tortoise) is the source of this 2566-nucleotide messenger RNA. The record is from RefSeq and is a predicted model, not a curated record. NCBI's taxonomy places the organism in Eukaryota, Metazoa, Chordata, Testudines, Testudinidae.
GAGUGUGCCCAGCAUUACGGUGAAGGAGACGGUCCCAACGACCCCUUCUGUGACGCAAACCCAGAGAUUAUCGUGAAAGUGGAGCCAGAUGAUGAGUCGGCCAUUGGCUAUCCCCAGGGCCUGAGCGAAGGCAGAAUUCCCGGCUACCCCAGCCCAGGCAAUGGGAGCAGGGGUGCCAGCGAGCGGGAGCACCCUGGAGAAGAGCCGGAGGAUGUGAAACCAAACAGGGCUUUGCUGAUGAGAGGCUUAGAGGCUGCUUCCUCGGGCUUGCUCAGGACAGAACCCAGCAUUAAUCACUGGAAAGUGCAACACACUCCGGGAAACAUCACGGCGCUCCAGAGAAAUGUGGUGGCUCCGGAGGGGCUGCAGACAAACCCUGAGCCCAAGGGAAAGGUGCCAACGACCCUGACAAGCAACCCCAGCCAGAAAUCCCUUUCGGCCUCUGACUGUGGGGGGGCCGUGGCCACCAGCACCGAGCCAGUGAAGCGCCCACGAGCCCACGCUGCCGAGCGACCGUUCACGUGCACCGAGUGCGGGAAGAGCUUCCAGCACCGGGGAAACCUCAUCACGCACCUGCGGGUGCACACGGGCGAGAAGCCCUUCACCUGCACUGAGUGUGGCAAGAGCUUCAGCCAGAAAGGCGACCUGAUGCGGCACCAGCGCAUCCACACAGGCGAGAAGCCGUUCGAAUGCAACGUGUGCGGGAAGAGCUUCUGCUCCAAGCAGACCUUCAUCCUGCACCAGCGCAUCCACACCGGGGAGAAGCCCUUCUCCUGCACCGAGUGCGGUAAGUGCUUCAACCGCAAGGCCAACUUCAUCACCCACCAGAAGAUCCACCGCGGGGAGCGCCCCUUUGUCUGCGCCGAGUGUGGCAAGGGCUUCUGUGCCAAGAAGACCUUCAUUCUGCACCAGAAGAUCCACAUCGGGGACCGGCCGUUCGGCUGCUCCGAGUGCGGCAAGAGCUUCAGCCGCAAUGGGGAUCUGACCCGGCACCAGCGCAUCCACACUGGGGAGCGGCCCUUCGCUUGCGCCGACUGCGGCAAGUGCUUCAGCCACAACGGGGAGCUGAUCAAGCACCAGCGCAUCCACACCGGGGAGAAGCCCUUCACCUGCACCGAGUGUGGCAAGAGCUUCAAUCGCAAGGGCACCCUCAUCACCCACCAGCGCAUCCACACCGGGGAGCGCCCUUUCGUGUGCGCUGAGUGCGGCAAGACCUUCAACCUGAAGACCACGCUGAUGAAGCACAAGCGGAUCCACACGGGGGAGCGGCCCUUCACCUGCGUGGAGUGCGGCAAGAGCUUCAAAUACAAGGGCAACCUGCGGACGCACCACCUCACCCACACAGUGGAGCGGGUCUACCCCUGCACCGAGUGCGGGAAGAUCUUCAGCCACAAGAAGGAGCUGACGGUGCACCAGGCCGUCCACACGGAGGAGAGACUCUUGUCCUGCUAUGGAGACGGGGAGUCGUUCAACCCCUUCCUCCAGAUGCACCCGCUCCUACUGUCGGUGCCCCAAGCGAAGUGCCUCUGGAAGCCUUAACGCAAUGUACAUAAGGAGGGAGUUACAGAAAUGCUACAUCCCCUGAGCAGGAGCAAAGGAGGAACAAUACUGUAAUUUAGGGUUUGGACAUGCCAUGGUACUGUACAGUGUGCUGAUGAAAUAACAGGCUCCCUGCCACAAGGAGCUCUCAGCCUGAUGGCCUGCGCUGACGAACCAGCUGUGCAUCCCUAAAGAAAACACAACUGCACAUUCCCUACACAACGCAGCUUGAAUUCAAAUGCAAAGGCUCGAGUCUUACCCUGAAGGAUGCCAAAGCUAUUGUACUAAUUCCAUUUGCUGGGUUAGAAAUAACCCCCAGAGGUGCUAGAGAGAACGUUUGACACGAGGGCUGGGAGAUUUCUGGGAAAGGACCUGUGGUUUAUGGAGCAGCGCUUGGAGGGCAUUGGAAAUGUCACGGCCUGGGUUAACCAAUGUGGGAUCUUCAUCUUACUACUGAAACAAGAGGUCGGUGCUGGCAGGACUCUCCUGUCCGGUUCCUGUGUGGCGCAAACAUGGAGCGUUGUGCUCAUUGUGAUAGUUCUGGCGAAGGUUUCUCAGGGUGUGGAAUGCUGUGCUGUGUGGUGGUGUUUAGGUCAGGCCCUGUGGGUACUUGGGGGGUGGGCGAGACUUUGCUAUUGCGCUGUAGUUAUGGCUUAUGCCAGCAGCUCCUCCGUGGAACUACUGGACAGACAUGAUGGACAGCACCUGUUCCAGCCGGGCCAGUGACAGUCUGGGAAAUAAAAGAAAAUCUCAAUUGAGUGUGGACUUGAGAACUCCAGGUGCAGUGCCCUGGAGCCAUAAUUACUGUAGUGCUGUUUACUUUCUGUACUGACUCUAUUUACCCACCAGGAGUGUGCACUGGGCUUCGCAACGAAGUAUGGCCUGAUCUCUGUCCUGAGAGGUGACCAUUUCACGGAGACCACCUAGAGAUCUUACAGAGAAUCACAGAGUUGUAGGGUGGGAGGGACCUCGAGAGGUCGCCUCGUCCAAUCCCCUGCACUCACGGCAGGGCUAAGUAUUAUCUAGA